AUGCAAUACAAGAAAACUUUAGCAACUGCUGCUUUGGCCUCUGGUGCCUUGGCUGCUUAUGUUCCUAGCGAGCCAUGGUCUACUUUGACCCCGUCUGCCACCUACUCCAACGGUAUCACUGAUUACAGCGCGAGCUUUGGAAUCGCUGUGAAGCCGUUCGCAACUUCUAGCAUCGCCAAGAGGGACGCCGUCUCUCAGAUCGGUGACGGUCAGAUUCAAGCUACUACUGCUACUACCGCCGCUGCCGUCUCCCAAAUCGGCGAUGGUCAAAUCCAGGCUACCACUGCCCCAGCUGUAUCUCAGAUCGGUGACGGUCAGAUCCAAGCUACCACUGCCGCUGCCGUCUCGCAAAUUGGCGAUGGUCAAAUCCAGGCUACUACUGCUACUACUACCGCCGCUGCCGUCUCCCAAAUCGGUGACGGUCAAAUUCAAGCUACUACUGCCCCAGCCGUCUCUCAAAUUGGCGAUGGCCAAAUCCAGGCCACUACCGCUGCAGCUGUCUCUCAAAUUGGUGACGGUCAAAUUCAAGCUACCACCGCUACUACUGCUGCAGCAGUCUCUCAAAUCGGCGAUGGCCAGAUCCAGGCUACUACUGCCACCACCAACGCUGUCUCCCAAAUCGGUGACGGUCAAAUUCAAGCUACUACCGCUACUACCAAUGCUGCAUCUCAGAUUGGCGAUGGUCAAGUCCAAGCUACCACCACUACCAGCGGCGCUUCUCAGGUGAGCGACGGUCAAGUCCAAGCCACUGGUUCUUCAAGCAGCAGCUCCAACGCUGUCAAGGCUGUCUCUUGCAAGAACGAUGGCACCUUACAAAUGACUCUAAAGGGCGGUAUCUUGACUGACGGCAAGGGUAGAAUCGGUUCCAUCGUUGCAAACAGACAAUUCCAGUUCGAUGGUCCACCACCACAAGCUGGUGCUAUCUACGCCGCCGGCUGGUCCAUCACCCCAGCUGGAAACUUGGCUAUCGGUGACGAAGACACCUUCUACCAAUGUUUGUCCGGUAACUUCUACAACUUGUACGACCAAAGUCUAGGCGAGCAAUGUCAUCCAGUCCACCUAGAGGUCAUCAAUCUAGUCGACUGUUAA
Torulaspora globosa is the source of this 1089-nucleotide messenger RNA. RefSeq lists its product as uncharacterized. The transcript has a single exon. Lineage: Eukaryota; Fungi; Ascomycota; Saccharomycetes; Saccharomycetales; Saccharomycetaceae. Gene Ontology annotation, molecular function: structural constituent of cell wall. Bases 1 to 1089 code for a protein of 362 amino acids. Gene Ontology annotation, biological process: fungal-type cell wall organization. The record is from RefSeq and is a predicted model, not a curated record. Gene Ontology annotation, cellular component: fungal-type cell wall.